AUGGCAUGGACAUGGGACGAUCAGGAGGCAUGUGUCGUGUGCCCCAUGCUGUUCAACGUCACUGGAAGCUUGAUAGUCACCGAAGAAGCGUCAUUGCAGCUGAAAAGGGACGGCUGA
Molecule: messenger RNA, 117 nt
Organism: Parastagonospora nodorum SN15
Lineage: Eukaryota; Fungi; Ascomycota; Dothideomycetes; Pleosporales; Phaeosphaeriaceae
Exons: 2
Coding region: 1-117 (38 amino acids)
Source: RefSeq, a predicted model, not a curated record